GCUCCCUCCCCUCCUAGCUGGCUUCGGCGGGGACGGCGGCGGCGGCGGCGGGCGGGGAGGGCGUGCGCCGGCCGAGAGGUGUCGGCGGCGAGGCAAAGGAAGUUUCAAGUGGAAGGUCGUCCGUCGGCCGGCGCGUCCUCCUGCUCUCCUCCGCAGCAUCAUGGCGGAGCCGAGCGGCUCGCCCGUGCACGUCCAGCUUCCCCAGCAGGCGGCCCCGGUGACAGCGGCGGCGGCGGCGGCCCCGGCGGCCGCGACAGCAGCGCCGGCCCCGGCAGCUCCCGCGGCCCCGGCCCCGGCCCCGGCCCCGGCGGCACAGGCUGUCGGCUGGCCCAUCUGCAGGGACGCGUACGAGCUGCAGGAGGUUAUCGGCAGUGGAGCUACUGCUGUGGUUCAGGCAGCCCUAUGCAAACCCAGGCAAGAACGUGUAGCAAUAAAACGGAUCAACUUGGAAAAAUGCCAGACCAGUAUGGAUGAACUAUUAAAAGAAAUUCAAGCCAUGAGUCAGUGCAGCCAUCCCAACGUAGUGACCUAUUACACCUCUUUUGUGGUCAAAGAUGAACUUUGGCUGGUCAUGAAAUUACUAAGUGGAGGUUCAAUGUUGGAUAUCAUAAAAUACAUUGUCAACCGAGGAGAACACAAGAAUGGAGUUCUGGAAGAGGCAAUAAUAGCAACAAUUCUUAAAGAGGUUUUGGAAGGCUUAGACUAUCUACACAGAAACGGUCAGAUUCACAGGGAUUUGAAAGCUGGUAAUAUUCUUCUGGGUGAGGAUGGUUCAGUACAAAUAGCAGAUUUUGGGGUAAGUGCGUUCCUAGCAACAGGGGGUGAUGUUACCCGAAAUAAAGUAAGAAAAACAUUCGUUGGCACCCCAUGUUGGAUGGCUCCUGAAGUCAUGGAACAGGUGAGAGGCUAUGACUUCAAGGCUGACAUGUGGAGUUUUGGAAUAACUGCCAUUGAAUUAGCAACAGGAGCAGCGCCUUAUCACAAAUAUCCUCCCAUGAAAGUGUUAAUGUUGACUUUGCAAAAUGAUCCACCCACUUUGGAAACAGGGGUAGAGGAUAAAGAAAUGAUGAAAAAGUACGGCAAGUCCUUUAGAAAAUUACUUUCACUGUGUCUUCAGAAAGAUCCUUCCAAAAGGCCCACAGCAGCAGAACUUUUAAAAUGCAAAUUCUUCCAGAAAGCCAAGAACAGAGAGUACCUGAUUGAGAAGCUGCUUACAAGAACACCAGACAUAGCCCAAAGAGCCAAAAAGGUAAGAAGAGUUCCUGGGUCAAGUGGUCACCUUCAUAAAACCGAAGACGGGGACUGGGAGUGGAGUGACGACGAGAUGGAUGAGAAGAGCGAAGAAGGGAAAGCAGCUUUUUCUCAGGAAAAGUCACGAAGAGUAAAAGAAGAAAAUCCAGAGAUUGCAGUGAGUGCCAGCACCAUCCCCGAACAAAUACAGUCCCUCUCUGUGCACGACUCUCAGGGCCCACCCAAUGCUAAUGAAGACUACAGAGAAGCUUCUUCUUGUGCCGUGAACCUCGUUUUGAGAUUAAGAUGGACUUGAUCACGUCUACCUAAUUAAAUGUCCUGUUAGACAUUCUGCCGAAGUUUAAAAAGGUACAGUUUGUAUAUAUUUUUACUUAUGUUAUUUUUGUUAGAGAAAGGGAAGGAAAAACUAAAAUAAGAUAAAAUUCUUUGAUUUGCUUUUAAUAACUACCCUUUGGGAUAUUUUAGAAUUGAAGUAGUAGCUAUAUAUUUGUUUUUAAUUAUUAUUCUAAAAUUGAAAGGAACUUGUAAGCAAGCAUGUUGGUGAUGACGUGUCAGGUGCUGAAGUGAAAUUGAAUCAUCUUUUAUGUCCCAAGCAAAGCAAGAGCACCAUCACAAACAUCCUUAUUUCCAUCUUUUAAAACCCCUCAAAGGCAGAAAUCUUUUUUCAUUCAUAACCAGUCAAAAGCAUGAACAACCCUUCUGGAUACAGGAGGUUCCCAGGCCAACCUCAAAUCAUUAACGACCAACUUUGAUAUUGGUUCCAAGUCUUUCAAAUACAUGGCGGUUUGGCAGUCAGAUACAAGCUCUAUUUUUGUAAAAAGCCUUUUCACUUCUCUGUUCAGGUCAUUUUUAAAUGUUUUAUUAAUGACCACAUCAACAGGCUGAAGGAGGUCACUAUUGCUGAGAUGCAGAUAAAAAUGAGUAUUAUGGUUUUUUUCUCCCAGUUGGCUCAGUGGGAAAUCCUAUUAGUGCUCUAAGAAGUUAUAUAAUUAGCAUGGCACCCGCUGCUCGUUUGUUGAGCCAAACUGGUUUUUAAUGUUCAGAAUACAAAACAUGGCAGGGCCAUCUUCAUAAUGCUCUGUGCUGUCACUGGUUGCCAGGAGCGUUUCUGCGUGACCGAUCCAUAAUAACAGCAAUGAUGAGAGCCACAAUUAAAUAGCACCCUGUGUUUGGAGCACUGGUCCUUCAGGUAUCCCUUAGUCCAGUGAGUUCCUGAAUGCUGGAGAGUGUGUAACAUCAGUGCCAUGUGUGCUCUGUCUUCUGGUGCAGAGGAAGAGAGUUACCAGCAAUGGUGGCCAGCCACUGGCAAAAUGGGUGCUUUUCUUCCAUCCCUUUUUUCGUCAGAGACUUCCUCUGAUUUGACAGGAUCACACACUUUAAGCAUGUUUCAGUCUUCUAUAUCUUCUAACUUCACAUGAACUUGGCUCUUUGAUUUCACCAAACAAAGCCAUUACUUUAAAUUUAUUUAUAAGGGCAACAAUUAUUAGCUGGAUUAUCAGAAAACUUCUCAGAUUCUCAUGGGCUUGUUUCACUCCCUGACAAUUAUCAAGGUAAGUCAAUCCCAGUCUCUUUGUUUCAAACCCCAAGCCAGAGUGUCAGUCUCCACCUCCACAUGGUCAGGGCCUGUUUACUCAAGCAAUGCUGGGCCGCUUGAGGACAUGCAGGGGCCUGCCUCCCCCAAAUCUUGUUAUGUAUGUUGGGUUCAUUGUUAGCAGCUGCUGUAGGACUCAGUGGAGGAUUUGAUACCUACACUCUUGUUUAGGAUAGGUGAAGGGAUGAGACAGAAAAGAUCUCAGGGCAGGGACUAAGAUUGGACUUGUAAAACACAACACCUAAAGAUUAUACAUAUUGCUGUUGAUGUUUUUUCACUAAUACUGAGUGCUUGCAGAAGGCACUGUCCAUGCCUUCUCCUCAUAGUUAUGCCAUGAAGUAGUUCGUGUCACUACCUUAUUUUAUAGAUGAAGAGAGAAAGACUUGGAAAGUUAAGUAAAUUGCCCCAAGGUCUCAUAGCUCGUCAGUGUUACAAUCCGUAUUUAAACUCCAGAAUGUUAUCUCCAGAAACCAAGGUAGGACAGGCUGAGUCGGCCUAAGCAACCAAGUACUUUGUGCUCUCCUUUGACUCCUCUUGAUGAAAGGAUAGGAAAGGAGUCAGAAAAGAGGCUGUUACAAGGAGUUAUGCUCCCCUGCCUUCUCUGUUCAAAUAAAAUAAGUGUAUUGUACACUUCAGAACAGCCUGAAACUCAGUGCACAGGUGGCUCAGGAACAGCGUUUUAGAGCCAUAAAUGUAAAGCUUUUGUAGCCAUCCAGAGCUCUGCUACAUAUACCAAGGCCAGAGUAGGCCACAGCUUCUAUAUAUUGAGUCUUGUCUGAGCUGAACCCACCAUCCCAAAUGUUGACUGUUGGCUCACUGCUCAGGAGGAAUAGUUUCGUAGCCGGAAGUCUCUUCAAUGGAACAGAGCCCUUUACCUUUCUUAGAUUUUGUCCUAAUGCGAUAUUUCCUCUAUUGAGCAUAGCUCUGACCUGCAAAGCACCUCAAAUGCUCUCAGCCCAGAAACUCUUUUUUUUUUUUCUUUUUGCUGGUGUUACUUGAGUGUUUAUUAAGGGUUAAGGUUGCUGACUUCCGUACCUAGAAAUGUUGUCAAGUAUACUUACAUUUAAUAUACUGCCAUGCAUCAGGUAAGGACGACUAUUGUAUCCCUUGAUUCAGUUCAACUUCAUGAAUAUUUAUUGGGAAUGUACUUAUGUUGGCAGACCUGUGCCAGGUUCUUUAGGGGAGAGAGACUACCCAACAUCUUAGCUCCUCUGACCCAUCUCUUGAAUUCUGUGUAUUUGCCAAAAAGGCUUAUAACUGUUAACCUUUACCAUCCUUUUAUUUUUCAAAUGAACAUUCAGCAACUCGACUUCUUCUUAAACCAAGUAAUUUUCUUAAAUUAAAGUUGACAGAGAAUCAAUGGUUAUUUUAUUUUGCCUCAGACAUAGAGGAAAGCUCUCCUAUAUGUUACCCAUCGGGGAAAGGGCCCUCUUAUCUUUUCCUUCAGAGCUUCUUUCCUCUCUCCAGUCGCAGGGGCACUGUUUUUUAGGUUUUUGUUUUGCUUUGUUUUUUUGUACCUCCUUUCUGAAAAGCACGUCUGUCACUUUACUGUGAAGAGGCAAAUAGCAGGUUGUUUGCAGGAUGCACUGUAUAUACACUUCUGAAGAGUGAGAACUUGUCUUUGUCCAGCCUGACAUCCUUUAUUAAAUUUUUACUCAAGAGGUCAGGAAAGAUAAGCUAGUCUUAAAAACUUGUCAGAAGUCAACGGUUUAGGUAAAGGACAGUCAUUGAAGAAACCAUUAUGAAGGAAAUUGUUGGGUGUAUCUUUUUCAUUAGUUAUUCUUAGGUAUGGAAAACACAUUACCCCCACAGUCUUGUUAAGUCCUUAACUUGGUGGUACAGUUACACCCCUGGGUGUUGCUUAUUCAACAUUCUCAAAGAACAAGUUUUUCAAAUCAUCCAAAUGUGAGUUAUGGCUCUAAUCAUACAGAUUCCAUGACUCAUACACAAAAAUCAGCUUUAUUAUUUGAUAAUCACACGGCAUGUGUUUAAACACUGAGGAAAAUGUUUUGAGCGUUUGAAAUACGAUUACAUAUUAUACCAGUCUGCUUUUAAGUCUUGUCCUUGGAUAUAUCCUUCAUGGUGGAGUUGACAUUGCACCAUUGAAGACUAUAUUUCAUGAAUAAGCACAAGGGUUUUUCUACUUUUGGCAAACUUCAGGUGCUUGGAAAUUUCCAAUUAGGGUGGCUGGUAUCUAUGCCAAGUGAUUGAUUUCAUUUUAUUUACUUUAUUUGGAACCGUUGAAGGGAUGAUGUCUUCCCAAACCAUUGUAAUAAUGAGUGGUAUAAGUUAGUGUUCCAGAGGCCGAGAACAAAUUUAGUUUUUACCAAAGGGACAAAUGUUGACUUUUAAAUAUUUGUCAGAAUCAGAUAGUAUAUUAGUUUGCUAGGGCUGCCUUAACAAAGAACCACAAACUGGGUCGCUUAAACAAUAGGAGUUUAUUUUCUCAUUGUUCUGGCGCCUAGAAGUCUACGAUGAAGCUGCCCAAAGGUUUAGCUUCUCCUGAAGUCUCUCUCUAUGGCUUGUAGAAGACCUUCUUGCUGUUCUUAUGUGAUCUUUCCUCUGUGCGGGCACAUGUCUGUGUCCUAAUCUCUUCUUAUAACGACACCUGUCCUGUUGGAUUAGGGCCCACCCUAAUGAUCUCACUUAACUUUAAUUACCUCUUUGAAGACCCUGUCCCCAAAUACGGUCACAUUCUGAGGUACUGGCUGUUAGGCUUUCAACAUGAAUCUGAACUGUGUGUUCAGCCCAUAAGAAAUGAGAAGGGAAAAGGCUUCAUGUGGUGGCCACUUCUCAGGGCCACUCUGUGUUAAUAAGAGUUGUGUGGGCAGAACAGCAGUGGGGCUUAAGAAGGGGCAUCCCUGGGAAGCAGAUAAGGCUGAGCUUCAGAUUUCCCUUCUCUUACUUGAGGGAAUCUUCAGAUUUAAAAAGAAAAUAGAUUUUGUAAAAAACUGACCUGGAAACAGUGUCAGGUAUUUGUCGUCUCUUUAAAUACUGUCAUGCAAAUCAUACCCCUUCUGGUACCCUUGCCCUUCUGGGAGAUGUCACCCUAAAAGGGGCUUUCCAAGCUCUGCUCUCAGCUUUCAGGCACCCACUCCGCUCUUCUCCAGGGCAGGCCAGAGGAGUUUCAGUCCUGUGAGUGUUAGUCAUUGGAGAACCAUGUAACCCCAACCUCCAAAAACAAGCAGAUGCAUUUUUUCUUUCUUUUUGCCUUGAGAGAAUCUUUGGAUUUUUGGUUUGUUUAGACAUUCUGCAUGAAAAGUCCUGUCCUCAUCCGGUCUCCUGGCAAGUGUGCCCUGAUGUAUUCUCGUGCAUGGAUGUUUCCUUCUGAUAUACAUUAACAACCUAGCAAAUGCCUAGGAACAAUGUUACUUUCUGUGCAACUAUGUAUUUUAUAAAUAAUCAUUUGCUGAAGUAAUUUCAGAAAAGUUGAACUUGAGGAUUUAUAGUGGCUCUGCCCAAGGGUCAUUCAUCCUAGACUGUAAAUGCAGUUACUUACAGGCCUUUUACCUGAAGUGGAUCAAAAGGGGAAAUACUUGCUCCAUCUCAUUCAUCAUCAAAUUUAAUUAUCUUGCAGUACCACCUGUGGAAAAGUCAGGGGGAUUCUGCUUACAUUUCUACCCUGGAGGACACUGGCGUUAACACUUCUUAUUAAUUAGUUCUUCACAGUUUUUUCCUUUGAUGAGUGAUCAUUUUCCUUUUAAAUUUGCUAAUCUUUAAUAUAAUUUCCCCUGGAUUCGAUUACACAUAUACAUUAAUAGUAAAAUUACAGGAAUAGGAAAAUUAAAGUAUGUUUCUAUUUCUGUGAUUUCUUGGCUAAAGUUUAAAGAAUGUAUUGUCUGCUCACUUUAUAUUUUUUGUGAUUUAUGCUGGUUCUCUAUGGCUAACUCACUUGAUUAAUCACACACAUCUUUAAAACUUUUAAGCAAAAAAAAUUACUUCUUCCCUAUUCUGAAGCAACAAAAUUGGGAGAUUAUUAUUAUUAUUUUGAGACAGAGUCUCGCUCUGUCACACAGGCUAGAGUGCAGUGGCUGGAUUUCGGCUCACUGAAAGCUCCGCCUCCCAGAUUCAUGCCAUUCUCCUGCCUCAGCCUUCCGAGUAGCUGGACUACCGGCGCCCGCCACCACACCUGGCUAAUUUUUUGUAUUUUUUAGUAGAGACGGGGUUUCACCGUGUUAGCCAGGAUGGUCUCUAUCUCCUGACCUCGUGAUCCGCCCACCUCGGCCUCCCAAAGUGCUUGGAUUACAGGCAUGAGCCACCGCACCCGGCCCAAAAUUGGGAGAUUUAGCUGAGUACAUGUCCAAGGUGUUGGCCAGACACAGAACUUCCUUUGGAAGUUGCCACAUCCAGCAACCCACUCUCUUAGGUGUUAGCCACCAGCUUUCCAAGAGAGGACAUAAGCCAGUCUCCUGCAUGUUCAUGGCAGAAUGUUACUUCUGCUUCCUACAGAUGGUUUAGCUAAGGGGAAAGAUCUAUGUCUAAUCAGUACAUAGACUUUCAGACCCCUUCAAAUACCCGUCGGAGAAAGCAGUCAUGAAAUCGCCCUUUGUAGCACUUGACAAGACACUUUUGGGGCCUCAGGAAGAAGUGUGUAUAGGCGAUCCAUUUCUCCAGGUUCUUUGAGCUCCCUCUGUUGAGGUAAAUCAUCAGUAAACAAUGUGCUUCUGAUGUAUUAUUUCAGCUCCCAGCAGAAAUGCCAUCACUCAGGCAAGAUUUAAUAUUGUGUCUUCAGCACCUGGGAGAAAAAAACUUUCAUCGUUUGCACCAUAUGGUUGAAGACAUUUAUAUGAAAAAGGCUUCUGUCUUUUGUAACAUAAGUUGAAGACAUUACUCAGUGUCCCUUAUAAAGGGUCUUCCAUAAUAAAAUUUUCCCUGAAAUUAAUGCCAAGAUAAACAAAAUCUGCCUUGCAUGUUUCUCUUUUGAUGAAGUUAGAACUAUACUAUGCAACAGUUUCCCUUUUCUGCCUUAGUUUCAGGCAAGUAAAGCUAAAUCCGGUGCUCAGUUGGAGUAACUGACAUCUCAAGUAUGUACUAAUGUCUCUUUCUGCAUUCCUUUUAAUUAAUGUCUGUUAUUUUUAACAACAAAAUGUUCAGUUAUAUAUUUAGUUUAAUUUUGAAACUAUUUAACAUCCUUCUUGCAAGAAUUAAACCAAAUAACUAGUUGGCAAAAACCAUAAUUGUCCUUAAUAGUUAGAGUUUGUAACAGUUUGUGCCUUAAAGAUAUAAACUUCUAUUGUCUUAAAAAUGCAUUUAUCUCAGAAUGUACCAAUGUGUGCAGCUCCACCCACCUCGCCAUAUACUGUUCAGUUUGUAUAAAUACACCUACUAAGACAUGAUGUCUGGGUCCCAAAUGGACACAUAUUAGGUUCAUGUCUUAUAGAUGCCUUUACAUUCCUGUUAGAAAGUACUUAGCGUGUUGGUUUGGGAGCCUCAUGCAUGGGAGAGAGGUAUACAUCACAGAGACAAUGAUGAGUCUGUGAGUUCUCUGCAGUAAAACCCACCACACCCUAAACUUAAAGGCACAAAUAAUGUUAAUGAAGGCUGGUCCUGUAUCAGUUGAUUGAAAAGAACAGUGAUCUACAGAGAUCCUUACAUAGUGAGCAUGAUUAACAUUUUUUCCUGCUACAAAAAAGUGUGAACUUUGACCAGACUAUCAUGUUUCUGCUCCUACCUGCCAUUAACAUGAGUCUGGUAUUUAUAUGAUUACUCCUUUUCCCCUUUGCCCCAUAAGUGAAAAUAAGUUCAAUAAAUAUAUUCACUAGACAUCCUAAAUGCUGAAAAGGACUGCUUGCUACAUGUGACAUUAUAGUUCCAUAAUCUUGACAGGAAGCAGCACCCUUACACAAUGACCUGUUCUCUCCUGAUUUACUAUAGCUGGGAUGUAACACAAGUGACUUUGUGCUGUGUAGGUGAAACAUUCUUAAAAUUUUAUGUAUUCAGCUCUGAAGUAAAUAUGACAAAAUAUUACCAUUUUUAAAAUUCUGGAUGGUAGGCACAUGUGUAUUCAUUGUAUUACUCUUUGCACAUUCCUGUAUGUUGAAAUGUUUUUUAUAAUUUUUGAAACUAUUAUGUAAUAGAGAAAAAAAAAGAGUCCACCAUGGUUGUUUAGGUUGAAGAGUGGGUAAGGUUAGGGAGAGGAAACAGCCAUGCCCUUCACCUGGCAGGCAUGGAGAUUUUCCAGAGGUUUCUGUCAGAGAAAAUCACCUUAACUUAGUUUGGAUUACUUCUAGAUGAAAACUCUUUUUCGUAGCUAGGGAAGAAGUCUGUUAUUUAUAUUUCUGCAUGCGAUUUAUUCAUGUGUCAGCCCUGGACUGAGUAUUAGAGAUCUCUCCAUGAAAGGCUGACAUGUGUGCACUGCUAGUGUCGGUGUCAGCUGUGUGAAAUCCUAUGCAGCCAGACUGUUUGCUCCCUGCAGGCCGCAAACCUAAAAGGGUCCUUCAGGCUGUCAGGUAGCCAGCGGGAACUGUCAAGAGUCUCAAGCCUGAGGUUCCAGUUGCAGAAGAACCUGCAGUUAACCAGUGUGUGAGGCCAAAUUCUUUAAAAUAUGUUGAGAUAUCUUAUUUGAAGAAAACCUUGUGCGUAUUUGUGUAUGUGUGUGCUCAUGCACACACGUGUGCAUGUACGUGUGUGUACAUACAUGUGUAUGUGUACAUGCAUGUAUGUAUAUCACUUAGUCUCUGCUUUUGUUGUUGUUAAAGGGAACAGUGUGACUUUCUGAUCUAUCUGACAUUGGUUUGGGGCUGUGUGAUGCUGCAUGGCUUGAUGCAGACUAGAAUUCCAGAUGCUACUAACUACAUUUUCUAGGCCAGGGGCAUAUUUCUGCACGUGUGGAGGUGCACGCUGAAAGGAAUUUUCACUUUUUAGAAGACUCACUGAUCCAAAAGACACUUUUGCAGUAAGUUAAAUGUAAGGGCAAGGGUUUGGAGGGGAGGGGAAAGUAUGUGGUUCAGCUACUAUUCUCACAGCCUUGGAGCAUAUGGCCCAUGGUGGCUGGAGAUACACACAUCCAGGAGAGCUUCGAUUUCGGGCAAGGCUGUGGGCCACAGUGCUGAUAGGUUCAGCAGUGGUUCUCAACCUUUAGAGCCACAGAUAGAGGGCACAAACUGUUUCCUUUCCCCUACCUUACCCACCCUCCAACCUCAACAAACUCAGUGGUUCUUUUUUCCUCUAGUAUAUAAUACUUUCAAAAAUUAUAAAAAACAUUUCAACAUAUAGGAAUGUGCAAAGUAAUAAAUGCACAUGUAUCUACCAUCUAGAAUUUUGUGUGUGUGUGUGUAGAGACCAGAUCUCACGGUGUGUCCCAGGCUGGUCUCAAACUCCUGGGUUCAAGUGAUCUUCCCUCCUCAGCUUCUCAAAGUGCUGAGAUUACAGACGUGAGCCACUGGGCCUGACAUAGAAUGUGUUAAAUGGUAACAUUGUGUCAUAUUGACUACAGAGCUGAUUAUAUAAAUUUUAAUUUCUGCCAUCAUAUCAAUCAUGGAAGACACUUUCCCGUCUAUAGUGCCUCUCACUGCAUGCAGCAAUUCUUAACUGAGUGCAGGGGUAUAACUGGGGGAAAAGUCUUCCUUUUAGAGAUUGCACCUCCCCUCACCCUGCCUGCAGUUUGAGAGCCAUCAGUCUAGAAUAAAGAGCAGUGGUCUAGAGGUCCUGAGUCCCAGGUUCUGUUGUCAUUUCUUCCGUUAAUGGCUCCUGGCACAAACCUGACACAUAGUAGGUGAUCAAUAAUGAUUUAUGGAGAAUGGCAUGAAUUAACCAGCUGUGUUAUCUUAGACAAGCCACUUAAUCUCCUUGGCUUCAGUUUCUUCACCUAAAGAAUCAGAGAAAUGGAUUAGGUGACCUCUAAGGCCUCUUUCAGUUGUAAAAUUAUAUGAUUCUGUGAUUGGACCUUUACCUCGGAGGAAGAUUAAUUUGACAGGAGUGUGAAGGAUGGAUCAGAGUGAGAGCCAAGAGAGGGGAAUACACCUUUCUCUGAAUUAGUUCAAGAUUUCCUUCGCUACUAGUAUUUUUUAAGCACUUACUUACAUUGUUUUUCCCUGUAGUUUACAUAAACUGACCAUCAUUUUCUGCAAAGAUCGGAAACUUGUUAAUGACUGGAACUAUGACUUUUUCUCCCUAUUUCUAUGUGCCUCAAAAUAUGAGGCCUAAUAAUGGCUUAUAGCAGUAGCACAGAGUUCAUACAGUGUUUUCACACAGCUUGUUAAAUCUGCGAGGGAAGCAUUAUUUCCCCUUUUUACUGCAGAGGAAACCGAAUGUUGGAGAGGUGAAGUGGCUUACUGAAUGUCAUUGCUGGUAAGUGGAUUAACUCCAAAUUGGGCUCAGCUGACCAGUCUUCAAUUCCCGAAGGAGUCUCCAGUUCUGACGUGAAGACACUGCCAUAGGAAGGCCCCGGGAUGAGCAGGGAUACUGCUUCAGAGCAGCCGUCAGCUUGGCCACAGGAAGCUGCCCCUUUCACUUCGUGGCUCUUUUAUUUCUGGCCUUCAUUUGUAGGUUCCUUCUGUGUAUCCUCAUAUUGCCUAAUCUUUUCAUGUCUCAUUAAGUACAACAAUUUUCCCUGAGGGCUGCACAUUCGUCUGCCAAGGACUAUUCCCUGAAUAGCAGCUCCCUCAACCUUUUACAGCCCUUUUUCCUGCUGUUGUAUGUCUUUAGCCUUAGCAAAAGCCAUGUAUACGUGUGUAUAUGUGAGUGCAUGUGAAAUACUCUUUACUUAUUCAGUCAUUUCUUCUCAUCUGUGGUAGACGAUGGUGGCCUGACCUUGGUCAGUAGCAGUGAAGUUUGAGAGAAACGGAUGAUACGAGAACUCUUACAGAGGUAUAACCUACAGGUCUUGAUAGUGGGCCAUCACUAUCAUUUACUGCCAUAAGGAGCUAAGGAAGGGAAAUGUAUCUGAGAGGAAAAGUGAUACAUUCCGUUUUGGAGAUGCUGUGCCUUUUGGUGUCUUUUUGGACAUUGCAUUGAGAGAUACCAUAUAGGUAGUUGAUAAUGAAUUUUCAGCUCUGGGGCAGUACCUGAGAUUGAGUUAUGGAUUUGGAAUUAAUCAUCAAGGGAGAGAAUGAGAAGGGGAAAUGGUGAGGGAUGGAACAUUAACACUGAAGAGACAGCCAUACAGAGGUAGAGGAGUGUUUGGGGCACACAGAGAAAGGGCAGCUGGGGGACUGGAGGAGACCAGAAGGAGGUGGUAUUACAGAAGCCAGGGAGAGGCACUUUAUAAAAGCCAGACUUGUAAACUCUGCAUUCAUUCAUCUGUUCAACAAAUACUAUCUGUGUACCCAGUAGGCGGGUAAGGGAUGUGCACUGGUGAAGAUAAUGGGUAACAUUUUUUAAAGUUCCAGCUUUAGUUCAGCUCUGUUGUUCAGACUGUGAUUUUGGAUCUAUUCUUUAUCCUUUCUAAGCCUCAGUUUCCUUGUCUCUAAAAUAAUAGAGGAUAAGAGCAGUUCCUGCUUUAAGAGUUGCUUUGAGUUUGGACUGAGAUAACAUAUGUAAAACAUCAAGCAUGUCCCAGCAGAUAGGAAAUGCUGUUGUCUUAGUCCAUUCGUGCUGAUACAACAAAAUACCAUAGACUGGGUAAUUCGUAAUGACCAGCAAUGUAUUGGCUCUUGGUUCUGGAGGCUGGGAAGUCUAAGGUUGGGGGCUGCACCAUCUUAAUGUCUUCUUGCUGUGUCAUGCCAUGGCAGAAGUGCAAAGAGAGGGUGAGAGAGAGCAAAAGAUUAAACUCACAGCCUCAAGCGCUUUUAGAAUUGGCAUUAAUCCAUUUGUGAGGGUGGCGCCCUCAUGACCUAAACACCUCUCAUUAGGCCCUACCUCCCAACACAGUCACAUCAGGGAUGAAGUUUCCAGCACAUCCUUUUUGGGGGAGACAUUCAAACCAUAGCAGCUGUGAAUUAUUAUUUCCCCCUCUCACAGUUGAGGAAACAGGUUACAGAAGGCCAAAUAAGUAGUUUGUGGUUUUGAACUCAGAUCCCCAUCUGCAUGGGUCACAUUAUCUCCUCAUCCUGCCCCAGGCGGCCUCCUCGUGUGAAGCAGAAGUAUCUGCCCAGCUCACUGGGAGCCACAGUCCAUCCAUUUCUUCUCCUAAGACUGUGGGGAUGGACUUUGGUUUGGUGCCCAGAGUAGGACAAGAGGCAAGCUGAACUAAAAAUGAUGUCCUGACCAAUUCCUAGCUUAGCCUUUUUAAAAGGCCCCCUUCCUACUCCUGAUAGCGGGGAGAUAGUCCAGGAAUUGAGUGUGUGGGUAUCCCUUUGAAAUUCCCUGGACACUAACAGCUGCACCUUCACCUGGAAUUUCGGGUAAAAGUAAGGAAGAAGAGGGCUGUUGAUGAGAAAUCUUCUGCUGCUUAGGAGCGAGCAGCUGCUCCUGGGUCCCUGGGAAACACUAUCCCUGGCACUCUUACAGAGACCCUUGGUGGUGUUGCCAACCUCAAAGCUCGGGGAAAUAGUUGCCUUUCAUCUUCAUUUGAGAGCAUCCCUGCGGUGGAGGGUAUACAAUGCCAGUGACACUUACUGUUUCUGAUGCUCUUUGACAAUGAGUGGUCUUUGGAUUUCUACCGCUUUAAUCACAUCUGGGUCUUAGAGUGUGAGUGCCCUCAUACUGCUGCUGGCAUGGGCUAAGAGACGGUAAUGUGAGGCUGAAGGAUGCAAAUAGUUCUGAGCUGGCAUUUUGGCUUUGGAGCCCUCCAGGAGCAAUAACUCUGUCAGAUUGUCCUGACACGGUACAUUAAGAGGUGCAGAUAAAAGCUACAUCCUGUAAAAUAUAUACUUCAAUCGCACCUGCCUUCUGCACCUCCACCACUGGGAAGGGAUGGGUGUCCGUUCGUGUUCUGCAUUACCAGCCUCUUAGCCAGCUGCCUCGUUUGAUUGUUCGUUGUGUCACUUGAAGAUGAACUGAAAGAACAAGAAGAAAAACUUAAUGCACGCCAAUCUGUAUCUCUGAACUUCUCACGUUAAAUAGACAUAGCAAAAAAAAAAAAAAAAGUUUGUCAGCACUGAACAUCAAUUACUAAACAUUUUUUUAAAGUCAGGCUGGGCAUGGUGGCUCACACCUGUAAUCCCAGCACUUUGGAAUCCUGAGGUAGGGGGAAUCACUUGAGUCCAGAGUUCAACACCAGCCUCAGCAACAUAGCAAGACCCUUGUCUCUACAAAAAAUUAAAAAAUUAGCCAGGUAUGGGGGCACAUGCCCAUAGUUUAAGCUGCUCAGGAGGCUGAGGAAGGAGGAUUGCUUGAGCCCGAGAGUUCGAGGCUGCAGUGAGCAACAAGUGUGCCACUGUACUACCUGGGCAACCAAGUGAGACCUUGUCUCUAAAAGAAUCCAAAAAAUGAAAAAAACGAAUUUCAGUUUUAUAAGUUUAUGAAUUGUAUUUUCUUUUCGUUAGGUUUCUGUGGCUUUAUUUUUCUUUCCCAUGAUUAAUUUCUCCCAUGCCUUCAGUCUGUGGGUCUGUGUAUCAUUUAUUUGACUCUUUUUAGUAGAUCCUUAAAAAGAACUUUGAAGUUUACCAUUUCAGAAAACUUCAUCCCCAGAAAUCGGUUUAUUACUAUCAGCAGAAGUUAUAUUUUAUAUUUGCCCUCACUAAUGAAUGGUAAUAGACUGAAUCUGGCCCACACAUUAGUGUGAACAUUUUAAAAUUAGUAUCAACAAUUAAAACUAUGGAAUGUCAUAUAAAAUUUCAAAUUUCUUUUUUCUCUGACAAAUCUGAAUAUUGAGCAACAUUGAGUCCAAUCCUGUCUGGCCAUAACCUGCAGGCACUGAAUAGUGGUUGUCCCCUUUAGAUGGGGAAGAAGCUUUCCAGCUGGCACAGUCCCCACAUCUCCCUGGUUAUUAAUACAUUCUGAUUUAUUCAAAGUUCCUGCAAUAGUGCUUACAAAUGGUGGGUAAGAGCAUAAAUGGGUGCAACUUAAAUGAAGGGGAAUUUCAUAAUGUGUGUCAAAUUACAAAUGCAUAUAUCCUUUGACCAAAGAAUUCACCUCUAGACAUUUAUUUUUAUACUUGUAUUUAUGCAAAAUGACCUAAGAAUAAGGUUACUUAUUGAAGCACUGUUUACAAUAGUGAAAGAUUGGAAACAGUCUGUUCAUAGAAUGGGAACUGGUGAAAAAAGGCUGUAGCAUCCCAGAGAAAACUAUGUAGUUAUAAAGAAAAGAAUGAGAAAACUCUCUACAAACUAACAUGGAGAAAUUCCAAGAUGGUAUUAUGUUAAAAGAGAGGCAAGAUACAGAACAGUGGAUAUACUAUGCUAUCAUCUGUAUUCAAUAUAUAUGUAUAUUUGCUGGUACAUGCAUAAAACAUCUCAAGAAGUAUGCACCAAAUUCAUAAAACACUGAUUGCCCCUGGAAGGGCAACCAGGUAGUUGGGUGACAGGAGUGAGAGGGCCAAUUUUCACAGAAUAUUUAAUGCCCUAUUGUACCUUUUAAUUUUUAAGCCAUAUGAUUGUAUCACCUACUUAAAAAAAAAAUAAAUGUCCUUUCUGAGUUCUGUAUGUAUUUGCAUUUUCAGUGCAAUGAGCUAUAAGAGGCUGUACCUUACCAAAUUUAAGAGUUUUUAUUUUAAGAUUAAAAGGAUUUUUAAUAAAAAUUAUCAAAGGCAGCCGAGUGUUGAAACUGUUACUCUCAAGUUUUUAUCAUUUCCUCUAUAAAGUUGCUCAGACUUAGUUUCUGGCCUUAAAUCAUACCUAUUUUCAGCUUCCCUGAAAUCAAGAGUGUCCUGUGCCAUAUCAAUUAAAGUAAAUGUACUUUCAAUUAAAGGUGUUAAGUAUGAGUCUGAAAAGAUUAAUUCUUUAUAAAAAGAUGACCUUCAGUAGUUCGCUCCAAUUAGGCAUUUUUCCAACUAUAUUUCAUCUUGAUGGGACAAGUCUACUACUCACAAUCAAUCACUGUGAUCUUUUCAAAGGCGAGUAUUUUAGGUUCAGAGUCAUAAAAAGAAUGACUUGACUACGCAGCCUCCAUAACUUGAACCACAGGUGAUAUAGGCAGAGAUUAUGGGUGUUGGAUAUUACUUUUUGUGUUAUUAAUAUUUGAAGCAUCAGGAUAUGCAUAGUGAUAUUCUGGGUACAGUUCUUACACCUCUCUUCUCAUGACCUUACUAGAAUAAAUAUAUUUAAAUAAGACUGAUGGAAAGGAAGAGAGGAAAUGAACAAUGACACAAAUUAAUGUCCAACCAAAUUCCUCAUUUUUUUCCUGUCAUUUUAUUAUUAAACACAUUAUAAAUACUUGCUUUCCUCAUGGUUGUUUUGUUAUUGGACUACUUUAGUUUGAAGUGAAUCAUUGCUCAUAUACAGCACAUAAAACCAAGACUAUUAAGGAAAUGAAUGCUUGGUGAUUGUUUUAUGAGAACAUGCAAAAUCUUGGGGAAUAACAUUGCUUUCUCUUAAAAGUUAAAGGAAUUGAGCAUUUCUGUUUGUAUUUGGUACCUUCAGUAUGGAAUUAUUGGCCUUCACUCUGCCAUUCAUUAAAUUUGUAAACUUGGAGAAGCCAUUGAACACAGUCAUGGAAAAAAUGGAAAACAAAUAAUACCUCUUUGCAUAUCUCAAAG
Messenger RNA from Homo sapiens (human), 16358 nucleotides. RefSeq names its product serine/threonine kinase 39 (gene STK39). Gene Ontology annotation, biological process: cell volume homeostasis; intracellular chloride ion homeostasis; cellular hypotonic response. Gene Ontology annotation, cellular component: membrane; cytosol; nucleus. The transcript has 15 exons. NCBI's taxonomy places the organism in Eukaryota, Metazoa, Chordata, Mammalia, Primates, Hominidae. The coding region runs from base 161 to 1546 and encodes 461 amino acids. Gene Ontology annotation, molecular function: protein serine kinase activity; transmembrane transporter binding; protein kinase activity. The record is from RefSeq and is a predicted model, not a curated record.